Molecule: messenger RNA, 1745 nt
Organism: Puccinia graminis f. sp. tritici CRL 75-36-700-3
Lineage: Eukaryota; Fungi; Basidiomycota; Pucciniomycetes; Pucciniales; Pucciniaceae
Exons: 8
Coding region: 57-1745 (562 amino acids)
Biological process (GO): ergosterol metabolic process
Cellular component (GO): endoplasmic reticulum membrane
Molecular function (GO): ergosterol O-acyltransferase activity
Source: RefSeq, a predicted model, not a curated record
GAAAGUGGUAAACUAGGAGAAGCUGCUACCAAGCCACCACCCAUGAAAACAGCAUCAUGACCAGUCUCAUCCAACCAGAACCACAAGCAACUAAUACGAAGGAAAACCAGACGACAGUCAAGACAACCACCAACCAAAUAACGACUGUAGAAACAAAGACGACGGUGGCCAUCCUAAAGACCAAUCCAAAACAACAACAACAACAACAACAAUUGCUCGUCAAUUUCACCCCAAGACUGUCGACCUUGGACCCACACAAUCAACUGCUACAUCAAAACCCAUUGAGAGGACUCUAUGCGCUCUUCUGGAUCUUACUCGGCUUCCAUAUCAUCGCCACCUUACAUGCCUCAGGUUCUUUGGUCAUCCAAUCCCCACUCGCCAGACUCUUCUCUAAACAUCUCCCCCAGCUUGCUCUCGUUGAUCUCUGUCUGGUAGCCUCUACUUUCUCGGCUCUUGGUUUCGCCAAACUUCUUUCUAACAGAUAUUUUGAUUACUGCCAUACCGGUCUAAUCUUGCAACAUCUUUUCCAAUUCAGCUGGCUUGGAGCAUGGAUACUGUAUAUCUUUUAUAGAGAAUGGCCAUGGAUCCAAUCCGGAUUUUUGACGCUACAUUCGAUUACCAUGUUGAUGAAGAUCCAUUCGUAUUGUGCGACUAAUGGAGAAUAUUCAGUUCAAUUGAAGAGUUUGGAAUCUAAGAUGAAGGAAUUGAAGCGAUCCAAGGUGAUCGAAAUUAAAGAGGAUGAUCAACAGCAUCACAAAACACUCGUCUCUACUGUAGUGAAGACUGGAAUCUAUCAAAAGUUACAGCAGUUCGUCGAUCAGAAGAAAGAACAACCAACGACUAUCGAUCAGAGUUUAGGUUCAAAUUCUCAAUCCGAUCAGGGUCCAGAAAAACCGAUGAAUGAUGAGAUGAUGGAACAACAAGUCCAUGAGACGAUCGAUUUAUUGGAUCAACUUGGGGCUAGAAACCUCCGCGAUUCUCACGAUGAUGAUGAUCAGAAGGAGGACCAAUACUCCGGACAACCCUGGCCGGAAAACCUGACGAUUUCUAACUUCACGGAUUAUCUUCUCAUUCCAACAUUGGUAUAUCGCCUGCGAUAUCCACGCACGAAAGAGAUUCGGAUCUUCUUUGUGGUCGAGAAAGUGUUUGCGGUGGUCGGGAUAUUUGGCUUGAUCUACAUGAUCACUCAGUAUUACAUCUGGGAUCAAGUCACGAAUAUCAAAGCCUUCGAUCGUGACCAUCGUUCAUCAGCUCUCCAUCUCGUCGAUAACGUCAUCCGUUUGGUCGUCCCUUUUACUAUUAAUUAUCUCCUCAUCUUUUAUAUCAUCUUUGAAUGUAUUUGUAAUGCUUUUGCUGAACUGACUAGGUUUGCGGAUCGAGAGUUUUAUUCGGAUUGGUGGAACUCAUGUUCAUUUGACGAAUUUUCGAGAAAGUGGAACAAACCGGUGCAUCAUUUCCUAUUAAAGCAUGUCUAUGCGAGCACGAUUUCGUCCUACGGAGUCAGCCGAUCGGCGGCGGCGAUCAUGACCCUAUUCCUAUCCAGCCUGGUCCAUGAAUUACUGAUGGUCAUUGUCACUCGAAAGCUGAGGUUAUAUUUAUUCUUGGCUCAAAUGACUCAAUUGCCUUUGACCUACAUUGGAAGGUCUAAGCUAUUCAAGACUAGACCUGCUCUUGCCAACGCUUUCUUUUGGGUCGGUCUGAUUAGCGGAUUCCCACUAUUGGCAGUUUGGUUAGUGUCUCCUUGA